Messenger RNA from Harpegnathos saltator (Jerdon's jumping ant), 3705 nucleotides. RefSeq lists its product as uncharacterized. Bases 1393 to 3705 code for a protein of 770 amino acids. The record is from RefSeq and is a predicted model, not a curated record. The transcript has a single exon. NCBI's taxonomy places the organism in Eukaryota, Metazoa, Arthropoda, Insecta, Hymenoptera, Formicidae.
AGAGAGAGAGAGAGAGAGAAAGAGAGAACCACCUGUGCAGAGGCGCGCUCCGACGCCUCUUUGGCCGCGGCUGAUGACGUUAGCGCGGAUAACACAAGAGCGCGAUAAGAGCGACGGCCGACGCGCUCGAAAGUAAUUAAGCGCGAGCGGCGGGGAUAAAAAGAAGUGUCGCGCGAGCGCUGUUUAUGCGACGUGCGAGGCUGUUCUUCUCUCGCCGUGCGAGCGGGCGUCCUCCUCGUGAAUACGUUGAUCCACAUUGCGCUGGAAAGCCGCCGGCGCGCGGCGUGUUCAUUUGAAUAGAAUAGCCAUGAGAGUGCAAGUAACACCUUUCCCAGGGAAAGGUUUCGCUGCCGGCUGCUCGUUGGCACAACAAACAGACACACGCUUCUAAUAAGAAGAAAAGCCUGCCUCCGCCGCGCGCACGUGUGUGUGACCCGUAUUCUCCGUCGCAAGCGCUGGUCGGCGCGAUUUUUCGCGAGGUCGCGCGAGGUCUCUGCUCGAAAGUGCGGCGCGCGCGAGCGCGCGCGGAAGUCCGCAUUUAUUAUCGUUAAUUACGCAUUACGAGAGCGGCGGUUAAUGAGUCAACGCCGUUACGUCGGCCGGUAGCUUUAGCGUGACGCGUUGAUUAACAGGGUAACCAUCAGCGGGCCUUGCUCUCUUUCGCGUCUCGGUCCUCUCUUCUUCUUCUUCCGAGGAGCGACGAUUACUCGCGCUCGUUAUCCGGUACGGCGAUACCGCUGCGGACUUGAGACGCGACACUUGCGCGGCUAUGAAAAAGCGUAUUAACCUAUCGACGAACGCGGACGCGAUAUGGCGCGAUCCGGUCGAGUCACCGUUACACAACGAUGACACGGCUCUAAGUGUCCGAACUGCUUCAAGUCGGACGUGACGUUGCGCUCGCCACUCGGACAGGCGAGUCAUCGGCCGACGACGACGACGACGACGACGACAACAGUACGUGGAAAGUUUUUCCGUCUUUCCGUCGUCGGAUUUACCCAACGGGGACACUCCGCGCUUUCCAUUCCAUCGUUCGCGUGGUUAUCGCGCGGCUCGCUGGGGCAAUCGUGAUCGAGGAUCAGCUUUUGCGGAAUAUCCGGCAGCGGUGCGCUCGUCCUCGGCGGGACGAGACCAUCUGUCGGAAGAUCUCGGCAAAUUAAUAAUCGCGCCGCGCCGUCUUCGUCGCGACUCGCGGUCGCGGAGAGAGGCUGCGGAGGAACGCGCUUCAAGGCGGUACACCCGGAAGCACUUCGUCCUGCCGCGAGGAUUCGCCUGCGAACGUGUGUCGUCGCGCAAGAGUGCCCGAGAGACCAGCCGGAAAUUCGGAAUCCCCGCUUCUCCCCGGAGCACCCGGCGCGAGUCAGACGUGACACUCGCGCGCGCGAUGCCUCCGCCAUGAAGAGCAGCACCCUGAAGACCCAGGUACGAAUCCACACGAUGCUGCCUCGCGUUGAGGACCUGGAGCACAGCGUGCAGUGGACCAGUCUGGCGGACGACAUCGAGCGGCUGGAGAAGCUCCGUCGUCGCGACUGGUCGCACCGUUUCCGCAAGUCGGACUCGCUGCUCGAAGGACACGCCGCUCCUCAGCGGGCCAACGUGGCCGAGAGGAGCGAGCAGAGAGCGAGCGAUGUCGUCAAGCGCGAGGAUAACCGUGACGACCAUGCGCGGAGAAACUUGACGGAGGUCUCUCGCUGGAGCUGGAAGCCGCGGACGGACUUUGAGAGGGAGUACUUCUACAAGGACUACAAGGACUAUUAUCGCGGCGAGCCGGCCUUCUGCGAGCCCUCGAGAGCCAGCCCUUGCCGCGAGCGGGAUUGUUACUUAUCGAGGGAUCGCGGCCACCAGGUUGCGCGCCGACAAGCGUCUGAGAGCCCCGCGGGCCGGUCAUCGGGACGCUACUCCAACGGGCUCGAGAAGGAGCACUUCAGCGACAGCCGGGAGAGGCUGCACGAGAUCUUCGAGCACAAUCGAUACCUCCGACGGCAAUUCUUCGCCAACACCACGGCGACGACGACGGCGGCGGGGAACUCGCGGGGCCCCCAGGAGCCUGCUAAGCGGUACAACGGCUUCGGCAGUACCGAAACGCUGACCAGCCAGAGCAAUCAAUCGUCUGUGAGCAGUAUAAACGACCGAAAGUCUCGCUGGGGCCAGACGAGCCGCAGUCCGGAGGAGGAGGAGGAGGAGGAAGACGAGAACGCAUUAACCGCGCUCGCGGUGAGGAACAACUUGCCGGCUCGCGCUAAGCUCGACGUCAACGACAACGACUGCCGGUCGAUCGAUCGCGGCAGCCGCGACGGCGGUAAUGAGAAGGAGAACGGCAAGGUGUUGCUCGUCAACAUCUUAGCCGGAAGCGAGGUGAGGAGCGUCGACGUGAGGAGCGCGGCCGUCAGGCUCGACGAGCAGCAUAAUGAUGAACGGAGCGACGGCGGGGAAGCUCGAUUUCGGCAGCCGACGAGCGACGAGAGAGCGCUCGAUGACUCGCGUCGACGUCGGCACGACGUCGCCGCAACGAGCGCGGCUAAUUGCGUCGAGUGGCGUCGUGAGAGGAGUCUGCCGGAGUACAUUUUCGGAGAGUCCACGAGGACCGACUUGAAGGCUCGACGCGGCCCUGGAAACGACGCCUACGGCAGACGCGGACGAGCGACGAGCGGCGACGAGUGGAGCCGUGCGAACGACUGGCCGAUGUUGAGCGAGACGUCUUGGAGACGACGAGACGGGCUCGCGAGCCCACCCAAUGAGACUCGCUCCGGGACCAUCCACGAGGACAAACGAUUGGACUCCGUCUCGGCGGACGUCGGCGAGACGAAUGCGUCGGUCGACGACGAGACCUGCUGGGACUUCAGCAGGUCUUUGCCGAACUUGACUAUCUCAAAGCGGAGUCUCGACACUCCGCUCUACGUCGCUCGUGCAGUCAACCUUCCCGAGGAGAUCGUCGAGUCACCGGAGCUGUCGUCGGGUCACCGGUCCAAUGCUCGUGUCGCACGACCGAAGCUCGACCUGGAUGGCCGAUUUGGGCGGAGGGAGAGGUCGGGACGGCGCGAGAGAGAGGAGGAGACCGAAGGUUGGACACGCUCUAUCAGCCGCGGACAAUCGAUAGCCGCGACGACGGACGAGCCGGUCUCUCCCAAACGCUUGACCCCGCGGAGGGUCAAGGCGCUGAAGGUGCCUCCUCCUCCUUUGGACCUGAGCACGGUGAACGAGCAGUGCGAAAGGAUGGAGGAGAGCGAGAGGAAGUGUCUGAACGACUACAGCGUCGACGUGGCGAUCCUGCGCAGCCACGAGGACCUUGUGAGAGAUCUGUUGAUCAGCGGCAACGUCCACGAGCAAGUCCUCGCGGAAGUCCUCGCUGGGACGAGCAACAGCUCGUCGAGGAUCGUGAACGGAGCUGUACGAGCGGACGAGGCGAGUGAGAACAGCGACAGGAAGAAGCGGUCGUUCAGCAGACCGCUGUACAAAUCUUGCGGCGAUCUCUCGUUGGCUGACGAGCUUCAGUCGCCGCAGCUCGUCAACAAUUGCAAGAGCUCCACGUGCGAUCUACGAACGGUAGAUCCUGCCGUCAGGAGGAUACCUGGACGUCCGAUUGACCCUGAUGCCUCCCGCCAUGACCGAGCCGCCAGCCCUUUGUUCGAUCAGACGGGUCCGAUUGGCGGGCUUCAUGCCGGAAGCGCGCUUCCGUCGGUCUACGGACCGAUUCCGUACAGUCAGUAA